GAUGGCUCUUGCUCACCAGAGCCUCACAAAGAUAAUCGCUCAGGAAGUGUUUCAGCCAAUCCCGGGCCGCCUUACACUCCGAUUUGCCGGGCCAGCCAAUCGGGGAUGAGCUCUUAUUAGGCGGCCAGAUCAUCAAGCCGAAGUGCCAAACCCUUUUUCUGUGAGAACUAGGAGCCUGUCCUCCAUGUUUUAUAAGUAUUGACAUUACACAGUGUUAACAAUGCAUCCACAGAGUCCCAAAUCUGCCAGCCUGUUCUCUCUUCUUAACUGUGGAAAAAUGAGACGGUUGCUUGAACAUGUUGGCUUGGCCGAGGAGGAAAUCAAAACAGAACAGGAGGUGGUAGAGGGCAUGGAUAUCUCUACUCGCUCCAAAGAUCCUGGCUCCGCUGACAGAACAGCCCCGAAAAGAAAGUUCCCCAGCCCUCCGCAUUCUUCCAAUGGCCACUCGCCACAGGACACAUCCACAAGCCCCAUUAAAAAGAAAAAGAAACCCGGCUUACUGAACAGUAACAAUAAGGAGCAGUCAGAACUAAGACAUGGUCCGUUUUACUAUAUGAAGCAGCCACUCACCACAGACCCUGUUGAUGUUGUACCGCAGGAUGGACGGAAUGAUUUCUACUGCUGGGUUUGUCACCGGGAAGGCCAAGUCCUUUGCUGUGAGCUCUGUCCCCGGGUUUAUCACGCUAAGUGUCUGAGACUGACAUCGGAACCAGAGGGGGACUGGUUUUGUCCUGAAUGUGAGAAGAUUACAGUAGCAGAAUGCAUCGAGACCCAGAGCAAAGCUAUGACAAUGCUCACCAUCGAACAGUUGUCCUACCUGCUCAAGUUUGCCAUUCAGAAAAUGAAACAGCCAGGGACAGACGCAUUCCAGAAGCCUGUUCCGUUGGAACAGCAUCCCGACUACGCAGAAUACAUCUUCCACCCCAUGGACCUUUGUACAUUGGAAAAGAACGCUAAGAAGAAAAUGUAUGGCUGCACGGAGGCCUUCCUGGCGGACGCCAAGUGGAUUUUGCACAACUGCAUCAUUUAUAAUGGGGGAAAUCACAAAUUGACGCAAAUAGCGAAAAUAGUCAUCAAAAUCUGUGAGCAUGAGAUGAAUGAAAUCGAAGUAUGUCCAGAGUGUUACUUAGCUGCUUGCCAAAAACGCGAUAACUGGUUUUGUGAGCCUUGUAGCAAUCCACAUCCUUUGGUCUGGGCAAAACUGAAGGGCUUCCCGUUCUGGCCGGCCAAAGCUCUGAGGGAUAAAGAUGGGCAGGUGGAUGCCCGGUUCUUUGGACAACACGACAGGAACAGAAACAGUCAUUUUCCAGAAAUCACUUGCCAAGCAACUUCAUUGAAGGCACUUAAGAACCUGGGAAGAAACAGAGCCUGGGUUCCAAUAAAUAAUUGCUACCUCAUGUCUAAAGAAAUUCCUUUUUCUGUGAAAAAGACUAAAAGCAUCUUCAACAGUGCAAUGCAGGAGAUGGAGGUUUAUGUGGAGAACAUUCGCAGGAAGUUUGGGGUUUUUAAUUACUCUCCGUUCAGGACACCCUACACGCCCAACAGCCAGUACCAAAUGCUGCUCGACCCCAGCAACCCGAGCGCUGGUGCCGCCAAGAUAGACAAGCAGGAGAAGGUCAAGCUCAACUUCGACAUGACGGCGUCCCCCAAGAUCCUGAUGAGCAAGCCCAUGCUGAGCGGGGGCACCGGCCGCCGGAUCUCCUUGUCGGACAUGCCGCGCUCCCCCAUGAGUACAAACUCGUCCGUGCACACGGGCUCCGACGUGGAGCAGGACCCCGACAAGAAGGCCAUGUCCAGCCACUUCAGCGCAAGCGAGGAGUCCAUGGACUUCCUGGACAAGAGCACAGCGUCGCCGGCCUCCAUGAAGAUGGGCCAAGCGGGGAGUUUAUCGGGCAGCCCGAAACCUUUCUCUCCUCAAGCGUCCACGCCAAUCACGACGAAAGCAGACAAGACGGCCACCACCGGAAGCAUCCUGAACCUUAACCUGGAUCGAAGCAAGGCCGAGAUGGACUUGAAGGAGCUGAGCGAGUCCGUCCAGCAGCAGGCUGCCCCCGUGCCUCUCAUCUCUCCCAAGCGGCAGAUCCGCAGCAGGUUCCAGCUCAAUCUUGACAAGACGAUAGAGAGUUGCAAAGCACAACUAGGCAUAAAUGAAAUCUCGGAAGAUGUUUACACGGCGGUAGAGCACAGCGAUUCGGAGGACUCCGAGAAGUCAGACAGUAGCGACAGUGAGUAUAUCAGCGACGACGAGCAGAAGUCCAAGAAUGAGCCGGAAGACGUGGAAGACAAGGAGGGCGCUCAGGUGGACAAAGAGCUGUCUGCGGUCAAAACAAAGCCCAAGCUGGCCAGCCCGGUGGAGAUCAAAGAGGAGCUGAAAAGCGCUUCGCCCCCCAGCGAGAAAGCAGACCCAGGCUCAGUCAAGGAGAAGGCAAGCCCCCCGCCUGAGAAGGACUUCCCCGAGAAAGCCAAACCCUCGCCUCACCCCACGAAGGAUAAGCUGAAGGGGAAGGAUGAGACGGAUUCCCCAACGGUCCACCUGGGCCUGGACUCUGACUCGGAGAGCGAACUUGUCAUAGAUUUAGGAGAAGACCAUUCUGGGCGGGAGGGUCGGAAAAACAAGAAGGAACCCAAAGAACCAUCUCCCAAGCAGGAGGCAGUGACUCUCGUUGUAGCUAAAGCUCCACCACUGUCCACUACGGCCGGUAGCCAGUCUCCCCCCGAAACGCCAGUCCUCACCCGCGCAUCCUCCCAAACUCCCACAGCUGGUGUCACGGCCACCACCAGCACCACGUCCACGGUCACGGCCCCGGCGGCCACCACCACCGCCACCAUCACAGGAAGCCCAGUGAAAAAGCAGAGGCCGCUUUUACCGAAGGAGACUGCGCCGGCCGUGCAGCGGGUCGUGUGGAACUCCUCAAGUAAGUUUCAAACGUCCUCCCAAAAGUGGCACAUGCAGAAGAUGCAGCGCCAGCAGCAGCAGCAGCAGCAGCAGCACAGCCAGCAGCAGCAGCCUCAGUCUUCCCAGGGGACGCGAUAUCAGACCAGACAGGCUGUGAAAGCUGUCCAGCAGAAGGAGAUCACGCAGAGCCCGUCCACCUCCACCAUCACCCUGGUGACCAGCACUCAGUCGUCACCCCUGGUCACCAGCUCGGGGGCCACCAGCACCCUGGCCUCUUCAAUCAACGCAGACCUUCCCAUCGCCACUGCCUCCGCCGACGUCGCCGCGGACAUCGCCAAGUACACUAGCAAAAUGAUGGAUGCAAUCAAAGGAACGAUGACAGAAAUCUAUAACGACCUCUCCAAAAACACUACUGGGAGCACGAUAGCUGAGAUUCGCAGGCUGAGGAUUGAGAUCGAGAAGCUUCAGUGGCUGCACCAGCAGGAGCUCUCCGAGAUGAAACACAACUUGGAGCUGACCAUGGCGGAGAUGCGGCAGAGCCUGGAGCAGGAGCGGGACCGGCUCAUCGCCGAGGUGAAGAAGCAGCUGGAGCAGGAGAAGCAGCAGGCGGUGGACGAGACCAAGAAGAAGCAGUGGUGCGCCAGCUGCAAGAAAGAGGCCAUUUUCUACUGCUGCUGGAACACCAGCUACUGCGACUACCCCUGCCAGCAGGCCCACUGGCCCGAGCACAUGAAGUCCUGCACCCAGUCAGCUACCGCCCCUCAGCCGGAAGCGGAUUCCGAGUCGAACGCAGAAACACUAAACAAGUCCUCCCAGGGGUCCUCCUCCAGCACACAGGCCGCCCCUUCAGACACAGCCAGCGCCUCGAAAGAGAAGGAGACGUCUGCUGAGAAGAGCAAGGACAGCAGCUCGACCCUCGACCUUUCUGGCUCCAGGGAGACGCCCUCCUCCAUUCUCUUAGGCUCCAACCAAGGCUCUGUUAGCAACAACCUGCCUCUGCCCCAACCGCCACAGACCACCAGCCGCACCCCACCUACCCGGCCCGGAAGUGUAAGUAUGACCCCGCCCCUGGAGCCGCCCGCACUCACUCCUGGCGUGCGAAGGCCGGGGUGUGUGCUUUGGGGGUGUGUCCUCUGCUGUUCUUCUGAGUGAUGGGUCUUGCUUUGGCUUGCACUUCUUCGUAACUGGGCCUCUGGUGGCCAUGGAAACGGCCAGAGCGUACGGUGUAGCUUCUAGAGGGGACAUCCUCGCUCAAAUAAUAAAAGCUCCCAGGUGAACACCGGUCCUCCCCUGCAGUGAUCGGCCAUACCAGCUAGUGCCGAGUCCCGUCCAUGGGAGGGGGUAGGCCCUACAGGUGCCGGCCCAGCUCAGCCCGCCCCUUCUGCUUUCACCCGAGCGGGGACUGGAUGUGGCGUGACUGCGUUGUUGCAGGAUUUUCUCACAUUUGGAGAUGACCAUCCACAGCACUCCCCAAAGUCCUUCCAGAAGAACUGAUGGUGUGGGCCAAGCAGGUCAAACUCGCGGCUAACACGGGCCAAAUAAAGAGGCGUGUGGCCCGCAGGCCGCGAGUUUGACCUGCUUGAUGUAGGCAGUGCAGAUCGGGCAGAAGGCUACGAAGAGGUCCAGUAAGGGCUGUUAAGGUAGAGCCGGCCCUUGAGAAGUACAGAUUGGUCGUUACAAAAUAGUCCGAGGGACAUACCGUACAGCAUAGGAAAUGUAGUCAGUAAUGUUAAUAACUAGGUAUGGUGUCAGGGGGAUCACUUGGUAAAGUUUACGAUUGUCUAAGCCCUAUGCUGUACACCCUAAACGAAUACAAAAUAAUACUGAAUGUAAACU
This is a messenger RNA of Myotis davidii, 4732 nucleotides long. RefSeq names its product zinc finger, MYND-type containing 8 (gene ZMYND8). Lineage: Eukaryota; Metazoa; Chordata; Mammalia; Chiroptera; Vespertilionidae. The transcript has 24 exons. The record is from RefSeq and is a predicted model, not a curated record. Gene Ontology annotation, biological process: regulation of DNA-templated transcription. Gene Ontology annotation, molecular function: protein binding. The coding region runs from base 221 to 4048 and encodes 1275 amino acids.